AUGAUCAAACUUGGAUAAAAAGUUUUGUAAAUGGCUUGAAGUUAUAGAACUUAUAGUAUAUAUAUAUAUGACAUUCAGAAAUAUAGUGUUACACGCAAUCUGGAAGAAAACGGAAAAUUAAGGUACAGAAAUAUAGUGUAGUAAUUGGUGGAGGAAAACGAAAAAGAUCCAGUGUUGCGAACGUAAAAGGUGUGCAUGUCUAACAUAUGCAAAUAGGCAGAGAAGUAUAAGAGAAAAUGUCUUUGAGGAAAUACAAGUGGUUAAUGAAACAACAGCGAUACAGUAUUCUCCUGGUUGUAACAACUACGUUCAUAAUGUACACAUUCUUAUGGAAAUUUACAGUAAACAGUGGAGUCCAUGACAAUUCAAUAUAUGGACAGCUAAAGGUUAGCGGAAACAGUACACAUCGUCACGUUAUUCCUUUGACAACGCAAACCGUCACCAAGAAACACAAGGAAAAAGGUAUGUGUGACCAAUGGUUUGAAGACUCGUUCGAGAAAAAUUUGGAACACAUCGCUCGUUAUCCACGUGGACUGGCUGACAAAUACAUGUAUACCAUUGCCGAAAAUCGGUCAGCACCAAAGACUGUGUUUAAAACAUUUCCGGUCGUUGUGACUGCGGCAGAUAGUGGGUUUUAUGGUAUCUCGCAAGGUUUGAUUAAAUCUGUCUAUGAGAAAUUGUUGCCAAAAUACAAAAAUAUCAAGAUAGUCUACUAUGAUAUGGGACUCAAUCCUAACCAAAGAAAGCAGUUAGAGACACACUGCAAGAUUUGUGAAGUGAGGAGUUUUCCAUUUGAAAAAUUCCCCGCACAUUUUAAAAGACUAACAACUUAUGCUUGGAAACCUAUAAUAAUAAUGACAUUAUUGAUGGAAUAUGGCUGGGUAUGGUGGGCUGAUAGUUCCGUACGUUACGUCACAAGUGACGUCGAUCGCGCGUUGACUUAUAGUAAAGAUAAUUCAAUCUUAUUCUUUACUUACGGUGUAGUGUUUUCAGUGGCUCAACACACCGAUAUUCAGACAAUGGAGUAUCUGAAAGAAGAUCGAUGUAAAUUCCGCCAUUUUGGGGAAGUUGAGGCAACAUUUGUGUUGUUUCAUUUUGAUGACGUCACACAUACUAUAGUAGACACGUGGGCUGCGUGCGCAGUUAAUAAAAACUGUAUAGCUCCUCAAGGCACAAAUCGGAAGUUAUCUUGUCGAAUAAGCAACAAAUCUGAUGGCAGGUGUCACAGAUUUGAUCAGGCAGUUUUAAGCAUUUUACUACGUAGACUGUAUCAUGCGAAAAAUGAUUACCCUCUAGUUUCAACACCAUUUCAUAUCCACGAAAUAAAACGCGGCAAUGCUAUAUCAUAUUUCCCGGAAUGAAUAUGUCUGAAUAUACUCGCUUAUGAUAAAAUGUAGAGUGCUGGUGUUUGUAAACAAAUACAGGAAGAGCCUCCAAAUUUUAAUAUCGCUAUUGCAUGCUAUCAGUAUUAUAUUAAAAUUUGAAUAAAUGAUGAGUGAUAAAAGAAUACUAUGUAUUUGUCACAGGGUGAUAUUUUUUUCAAAUCAAAUUCUUACAUUUGCUAUGAAUAAUUAUUAUAAAGAGGGUGUGUAUGCGUAAGAAAGCAAGCACAAGUCGUAAUGAUAUGUAUAGUUUAGUUUAAAUAUUGUAUAUUUGGUUACCAUUUGUAUAAAAUUGUGAAAUAAUGAUUGCGGAGAGAGUUUUCAAAAAAGCUUUUCUAGCUUCCUACAUGUCCUACUCAAUCCGUGAAAUGUAUCUUUAUGUACUUUAUUAUGUUAAUGAAAAAAAGAAAUAAAGAUAUUGUUUAAACUAACAUUAAACAAGUAGAACAUGCGUUAAAGAGUUUCGAAAAGAGUUUUAAAAUCAGCACUUAAUUAAAAUUGUAACGCUACACGUAAGGAUCUGACGACCACAAUUAUGUUGUAUUGAACCUUCUCGUGACCUUUCAGGCUUUCAAACAGCCAAUCAUCGGCGAGCUUUCACACUUUGAAUGUACGUCUGUAGCCUGACAAAACAGUCGAACAUGGGAUAACUUGAUUAGAGUGAUAUUUGUAUUACACAUACUAUCACGUUAAGAUUUUAACAUGAAAUUUCAAAAUUUAUG
This is a messenger RNA of Ruditapes philippinarum (Manila clam), 2104 nucleotides long. RefSeq lists its product as uncharacterized. The transcript has 7 exons. Lineage: Eukaryota; Metazoa; Mollusca; Bivalvia; Venerida; Veneridae. The coding region runs from base 237 to 1361 and encodes 374 amino acids. The record is from RefSeq and is a predicted model, not a curated record.